CUUGGGCCCAGCUAGCCAUGCCCCCACCUCUGAUGCCAGACGCGGGGGACGUGUUCUCCCUCCCAAAGGGAGAUCGGCCAGCGCUGCGUUGGGACGGAGCAACUCCCUGCCUUAAAGGAAUGACGACUCCCACAUAUGUGCUGCUUUGGAGGAGCCCUGGAAGAUGACCCAUCAUUGCUCAGCUCCUUGAACUAUGGGUGGUCGGAAGCUUCAGAAAUGUGUGCAUGAAAUUGAGGAAAUUCCCCACAAUGGACUUCAGCCGAAGCUGGUUGAUGCAUGAGGUAGUUGUUGCUGGGUUUCUUGGACUCUUCCAGACUUGGUCUUUAGCCAGUUACGUUGCACAUGACAGCUACAAUAGAAAUGUCGGCGACAGCACCCAUCAGGUUGUGGCCAUCAACCUGCAGGGCCAAAUGGCCACUAUCCACAACUACAACGGGCGGAAUGGAUAUGACGCUGUCUGGGAUUACAGCAUGGGCCUGUUUGCCACCAGACUCUUUCAGAAGAGAGUCUGUGUGGUGGCGAUGAUGGAUUGGGAAACGUUCCCCGAGCUGGAGGCCCUUGGCUACUUCAAGGGGCAGAAGCUGGCAAAGGACACUCCUCAAGUCCAUCACUUAAAAUUCUUGAUUGGCAAGACCCAUGUCCAGAACACCGGUCAGUUUGGAGGCGCAAUUGAGCAACUGUGCAGAGGGAUCCCCACGUACUAUGCUUCCCAGGAAGAAGGAGCAGACCUGCUUAUCCUGAGUUCAACUUGUACCAGUGCUGGGAUCCAGCACUACUUGGGCAUCUAUCUUUGCGGCAAUAUUCCCAGCUGCUAAGAUCUUGACGGUUUCUGCUGCAGUUCUGCACGGCAAUUAAUUUGUUCUCCCACCACCACCCCUCCUCCAGUUCUCCACACAGUGGCCCUCUUAUUUCCCCGAGUCACGCCUUCCAUUCACUGUUGGAGUUGCUUUGUUCUGAAGUCCAUUCAGGCUUCUGGUAGCUAAAUAAGAAUU
Molecule: messenger RNA, 992 nt
Organism: Hemicordylus capensis (graceful crag lizard)
Lineage: Eukaryota; Metazoa; Chordata; Lepidosauria; Squamata; Cordylidae
Product: gastrokine-1-like
Exons: 7
Coding region: 225-815 (196 amino acids)
Biological process (GO): regulation of cell population proliferation
Source: RefSeq, a predicted model, not a curated record